CUAAUAUUCUAGCUAAAAUGAUCAUUAAUUCAUUUAAAAAAUGUGGUAUUUCUCACAGUAUUGAAACAGAAUCAGAGGAACAAAUAGUAAUUUCGGUAGAUGAUGAAGAAAAUUAUCUGAUCGUUUAUAUUGAAAAUCUGCCUGACUACUA
Racocetra fulgida is the source of this 151-nucleotide messenger RNA. The record is from the annotation of a GenBank genome assembly. NCBI's taxonomy places the organism in Eukaryota, Fungi, Glomeromycota, Glomeromycetes, Diversisporales, Gigasporaceae.